This is a messenger RNA of Maudiozyma saulgeensis, 426 nucleotides long. The record is from the annotation of a GenBank genome assembly. NCBI's taxonomy places the organism in Eukaryota, Fungi, Ascomycota, Saccharomycetes, Saccharomycetales, Saccharomycetaceae.
AUGUCAGCAGAAGGUAUAAAAAGACCCAUCCAAAUUGAAGAAUUUAAGGUAGCCAUCAGGGAGUUGGGUGAUGGAGAACUACAGCGUGUGCAGGAUGAAAUCAAUAACAAUAUCAGACAUUUGAGUAGGUCUAACAAAAGCUUACUGGCUUAUAUUGCUAAAAUUGAGGGUAAGACUACCAAAGAUGAGAUGGAGGAAUUUGAAGAAUUGGAUAAUGUAGAUGCUGAUGAUCUUGAAUUGUUUAAGGAAUCUUUGACAGAAAAUGAGUUGAUUCUUAAAAAUAAUGAAGAAAGAAUUGACGCAUUAGAACAAGAACAUAUAUUCAGAACAUCAAGAACGGACUCCAAUGUUUGUGGCAUGGGUCCAAGUAUGAAUGAACCGGCACCGACCCCAAAAACAAAUGAACCUACCUCGAUAUACCUAUAA